Nothoprocta perdicaria is the source of this 5172-nucleotide messenger RNA. RefSeq names its product interleukin 4 receptor (gene IL4R). Gene Ontology annotation, biological process: production of molecular mediator involved in inflammatory response; cytokine-mediated signaling pathway. Bases 126 to 3344 code for a protein of 1072 amino acids. The record is from RefSeq and is a predicted model, not a curated record. NCBI's taxonomy places the organism in Eukaryota, Metazoa, Chordata, Aves, Tinamiformes, Tinamidae. Gene Ontology annotation, cellular component: membrane; external side of plasma membrane. The transcript is spliced from 11 exons. Gene Ontology annotation, molecular function: protein binding; cytokine receptor activity.
AUCCAGACCCAGGGACUAGAAAAUACCAGCAUAAGAGGAAGAGAUAAAAGCAUUCUGUCAAAAGAUGAUGCGUUUCUGAACAAGAAUUGCAGCACAGCUUGUCUUGCUGAACCUGACAGGAGUCAAUGAUGGCAAGAAAACCAAGUUCUGCACUGCAUGCUCUUUGGAUCCUUUUCUUUUCAUAUGCGACAAAUGAAAUUAUGGCUACAGGACACGUGCAGGACUUUGCGUGCUUCACUGACUAUGCUGAAGAACUGGUUUGUCAUUGGAAGGUGCCUGCACAGACAAACUGCUCCAAAGAAUUCCUGCUCUGUUACAGGAGUGAAUUUUCAUCUCCACAAAGUUAUGUGUGUGUCCCUGAGAAUGGGGAAGAGACUUCCACAUGCACUUGCACAAUAUAUCCUGAUUUUUUUGUAUCGGGCCUUACCUACUUUAUAGCUCUGCAGUUCAAUGGGACUAAUACAGGGAAUUACAGUGUUACACCAGCCUUGGUUGUUAAACCAAGGGCCCCCAAAAACCUUGCCAUUGAGAAAGCUGAAAAUGGUAAUUACAAUCUAAGCUGGGAAGAGAGCUAUUCUUCAUCCCUGCUCUCUGGACAGCCAGUGAUCUAUGAAGUAAAAUAUUGGAGCAAGCAGGACCCCACAGAGGUUUCUAUAAAAUCAAUUAACUAUCAGACAAGAAGUUUUGAAAUCAUUGCAAGCUCUUUGAGGAAAGGAUAUGAUUAUGUUGUAACCAUACGGUGUAACUAUACAGACUAUCCAGCCUACUGGAGUGACUGGAGUGACAGAAUUGAAUUUCACUGUGAUUAUCAAGUAACAACUGAAGACAUUCUGCAGAUGGCUGUUCCUGUAACCUGCAUACUGAUAAUGGCAGUAACUGUGAUUUGUUACUUCUGUUUUACCAAAGUCAAGAAGGAAUGGUGGGAUCAAAUUCCAAAUCCAGCCAAGAGCCAUUUGGUUGUGAAAAAUGUCAAGUUUUCAGUUUUUUGCCACAUUGAUGAAAUUAAGUUCCCUUUCUACGACUUAAAGCAGAGUCAUAUGGAAAACCAUAUCAGAAGUUGCAGGAACUGUCUGGCUCGAAGUUUGUCAGGCCAAAGCUUCAAAGAAAAAGAUAACAUCACAAACAUUGAGAAAGCUUGCCUUUGCCACAGCAAGUCUGGUGACUGGUUCUCAAAAGGUUGUGAUUCAGUUUUAACCCCUGAAACAAUUCUGGUUGAAAAGUCGCUUGAAAUCUGUGAAUGUUCACCAGGCGUUGAGGCAGAGAGUCAGGAAGAAACUCCUAACCAAGUCACCAUGCUUGAACCUUGUGAGGGCAGUGCGAGUCCUUUCAGGGAACACAUUGAACAUAAUGAUGCACUAGCUAAUAUGUUCAUUAAGCUCCUGGCAGAUGAAAACAACAUGCAAGACAAUAAAGAUGCAGACAUCAUCGCAGAUGAGAAUAAAACCUCUGAGAGACUUGAGUCAGAAAACCCAUUACAACAAAAUUCAAAAGUAAAUGCAGACCUGCAUCAGCAACUGCGUGGUGUUUUUCACACAGACUCUUUUUUCUCUGAAGUCUCACAAAGUGACUAUAAUUGCAGUAUAGCCAGCAAGAAGUCAUCACAAUCAGAAGAAUCCUUUGAAUCUGGGUAUCAAAGCUCCAGCACUAAUUCUGGUACUCUAGAAGCAAGAGAUUCUCUGGAUAUGCUUGACCAAAGUCUUUUUUUGAGCAGUUCUGAAAUGCAGCAUGACUUGUCUGUCCUUAUUCAGGAAUCACCAAAUGAACCAGCCUUUGAUAUCAUGAAAAAUGGGAUAAUCAACUCCACCCACAAGAGCUUUGACACCCUCGUGUCUGCAUCCACAGGGCCCUGCAGCUCUGCAUACAAGAGUUUUGACACCCUCGUGUCUGAAUCCACGGGGCCCUGCAGCUCUGAGUACAAGAGUUUUGACACCCUUGUGUCUGCAUCCACCGGGCCCUGCAACUCUGCAUACAAGAGCUUUAACACCCUCGUGUCUGCAUCCACAGGACCCUGCAGCUCUGCUUACAAGAGCUUUGACACCCUCGUGUCUGCAUCCACAGAACCUUUUAGUGCUGAAUACAAGAGCUUUGACACCCUUGUAUCUACAUCCACGGGCACUGAUAGCUCUGCAUACAAAAGCUUUGAUACUCUUCUCUCUCAGUCUGUGGCUAGCAAUAGUCUGACUCCAUGUUCUGAAAACGUAUGUUCUUCACCACCUUUGACGCAGUUUUCAGAGAAUCCAAAACUUUGCUGCAGAGGUGAAAUUUAUCAACCCUAUAGUGAUCAGAGAUGUUAUGCCAGCUACAAAUCUCCCUGCACUGAGCUUGAUUUUCAAAGUAUCUGUUCAAAUCAUAUUGAUUUUCCAUCUCUCUCCACACAUGCAAAUGACAGAGCUUCAACUUUGCUACCAGAGGAGGAAAUGCAUAAGCAAAUAACAUACAAAAAUGUUCAGAAGAAAGCAGAUGUAAUUUCUUGCCCUGUUGGACCUCAACAAUCUGGUUAUCGAUCUUUUGAUACUGCUGUUAAAUGCAGUGGUACAGACUUUGACAAUGAGGUUAUCUGUAGGUCACAGCAUGAACCCUUUAUUAAUAUUCUAUACAACAACCUUAGAGAAGCACCUGCAGAUAUCAUUAUCCAUGAACCUGAUCAGAAGACAGACAGCCACGUAUGUUUGAUUUUACAGAACUUUAAUAGUGGCAUUGUCCAAGGUUUAGCCACUAGUGAGAAUGUCUCACACAACAACGAUAACAGGAUUUGGUUUAUCAACUCUAAUGAGCUGUCCAGUGACAACAAAGAUGAAAACACCAUCAGAGCCUUAGAACUUUUGCAUUUGUUAGAGCUGAACUCUCAAGAUUUUAAAAGCAGAGAAAAAACUAUGAAGGAGGCAAAACUUGACAGUUUUGACUGCUCUGGUAAAGGAGUGCAAGAGAGUAGCAGUAACAGACGAAAUGCUGGAUUCCAGUACCACRCACAUACCCAUUUGAAGAAGCCUGCAAGUACAGGGGAAAAUAAAGAGGUGAUUCAGCAUGUGGCAAUCAGAAGAUGGGGCUUGGCUGCUAACCUAGUAGAAGAAUCACUGGAGAGCAAAGUACAAAGCUUGAAAAGAAAAACUGCAGACUCCCUGGAACAGCUAGUCAUAGACAAGCUUUCAAUACCUCUUUCUGUAGAUAGCUCCUGUCCUUUUUAUUCCUGUACCAUUUCCAAUGAGGGAUCCAAACUGACACCUCUUCUUAAAAAAAGACCAGCAGAACUAUUGAGGAAAAAAAAUAGAAAGAAUGAGAAAAAAGUGAAACUUCUCCAACUCCUUGCCCAGGAGGAUAAUUAUAUGAAGGCAUGCCUAAAAUGAGGGCCACCACCCCCAGUUCAGACAAGGAUUCAUCGAGUUGAACACUCGUAUGCUACAGGGCUGGCAACAACUGUAUAACGCAGGCCCCUAGAGGCCUCAACAGUUAGUACCUAACAAUCACAGCGACAACUUUCUCAAGAAAGUGGAACCAAAGCUAAGGUUUCGCUGGACCUGAUCCCCCUUCAAAAAGUGAGCAGCAGCUGCAUAAAAUAGGAGUUCUUAUUCAGUACAGCUCCUGUGAUAAUUGCUUUGGCUCUAUGUAUGAUUGGAAAGCACACAAAGAUGUUACAGGAGGUGCUAAUACAUCUAGAAGUUGUAAGUAUUGUAAGGCAAAGGAAAGUGACUGAGUUGCACUGACAGCAUCACACAUUUCCCAUGAACAACAUCACACAUUUCCCAUGAAUUAACUUACUGGAAAAGUGAAAGAUGUCAUAUGUGACUGGCCCCUGGCCAUUUUUCAGGAUUAGUUUCUUGUACAAACUACAGAGUGUACACACCUGCAAUUAUUAUGUAAACAGAAUUASUUCAUACUUCCACUGCUGUAAAUGGAAUCAGGUAUUUCUAAACUCUGUUUCCCCAGAAAGCCCAUCUAGUGUAUGGUCAAACUCCUCUGAAUUGAUAGAGCAUUAUUCUGCAUCCUGUUCAGCCCAGACAGAGUGGAGGAUUAUGCUCCAAGCUUGAAAAUAGUGCAUCUGUUGCUGGGUAAUUUUUCAAAAAAAUUUUGCUCAUGACUCUGAACUUUUCUAGGGCAUUAGCAUUCAUUUUUGGCAUUGUGUYCCACCCUAAUGUGUUGGCAGUAUUGCAAAAUAGUUAAGAACUGUUGCAAUCAUUUCAUAUCUCAAGGCAAUUCUUAUUACGCAGAAAACCCUAUUUCCGUACCUCAUACACAGAAGAGAUAAGAGCAACUCUACGAGCAAAUCUGUAACUGCUGCACUGCAACAGAUUUGACAUGUUUGUGAUCACAAUUUUUUAUCACAGCUCUUUCUUCAAAGUUCUUGUUGGCCAUGUAUUAAAUGUUCACACAGUUUUUGCAGCAUUUAAAAAAUGAUAUGUAAGCUCUGGAAGGAUACAGCAAAGUAUCUGUAUUCAGAAGUGAUAUCUAACAUUUGUAUAGGCACUGGUAUCUAGCCUACUUUCAUUAAGGUGGGUGAUAGGAGUAGAUCCCACUGUGCAUAGUUUAGCUUCUGAUGAGGAUAUUAAAAAAUAGCCAUUGAAAAUAUUGGGUUAAAUUUUGUUCUAUUUUUUGAUGAGGUUUAAUUCCAUCAGAAAUACUCUGCACCUUCAUGAUUGCGGUCAGCUAUAGUUAAAUCCACAUGUGUUCUGUGAUGUGGGACAGCUGUGAGGCACUCACAAAUAGCACAUCUUUUCAGGAUUAUCAAACAAACCUUCACUGAAAUGGUGAAACAGGAACAUGCAAAGAGGUUACGGUCAGCCUCAUGAGUGUGCUGACUAACUUCCCCAAAGUCAUGCAAAAUCAAGUAUAAGCAUAAACUCACAGCUAGUUGCUGCAGCUAUGUGUAAUUGGUUACUCACUGUUUACUGGACUGUAAAGGGAGGCAUAAGGACACAAAUCAUGCUUUCUUCUGCUGCCCUAUUGGGGGAAUUCUUCUGGACACAUGCACCUGGUUGCAGCAGCCAGGAAAGCUCCGCUCAUGUCAGGGUUGGAAAAUUGGUGGCUCCAGCAGCUCCUUGCUAUGGUUUGCCCUCUUCAUUUGCCUUUUCCUUACCUUUGCUUUCUACAUAGCUGUGUCUUCCUGCCCCUUCAUUUUCAUUGCAUAGCUUUCCUCAACUUUUGUGUCCUACUCUUUUCCUCCUUUCACUCUUUCCU